Procambarus clarkii (red swamp crayfish) is the source of this 928-nucleotide messenger RNA. The record is from RefSeq and is a predicted model, not a curated record. NCBI's taxonomy places the organism in Eukaryota, Metazoa, Arthropoda, Malacostraca, Decapoda, Cambaridae.
UAGUUUGAGGAAGUGGUAGGGGUUCGGACGGGUUGGGACGAGGUGAGCUGUGUUGUUCCUGGACGAGCUGGUGGUAGUCAAUCACAUAUGUUUCUUAUGUGUUUUUCAGGCCCAGCUCCUUAUAAUGUCAGGCGAAAAUUCGUCAGAGCCAAAGCUUUUGCACUUCUUCAUUUUUAACACCAGCUACGGCCAGAAGGAAGAUCAGGAACACGAGAAGAUACUGUUUUAUCAUCCAAGUGCAACUGACAUAGACACGCAAGUACGGCAUGUGGGACUGGCUGAGGCUAUUACCAGAUUUUCAAGAACAUUUAAAAAAGAUGGAGACUGUGAAGCAGUACAUACGCAAAAAACAAGACAAGUGUUCUACCAGCCUGAGCCAGACAUAUGGAUGGUUAUGACAGUUGGCAUUGGAUGGAUCUCUAAAAUGCGUGAUUCAGGGCCAGUAAGGGAAUAUCAGAGUGAGGGCGUGCAGGAUGUGGUAUUGCGGGCAAGACUAAUUGGCCUGUACCAGUCCUUCACUCUGCAACAUGCCUCCUUUGCCCAUGUUCACACGUCAUCAGGGCUUCAGGGUCUCAAAUCGACGCUCAACUCUUUUGUAAAUUCAUACCUGUCAUCGGUGGAUAUGAGCAAUGGAGACAUAAUGGCCGUGUGGUCAGGCGUUUCUUUCCUGCCACUCGACAGACAAACAUUCCUGAGGAUUCAUUGCUGCCUCUCUCUGCUUCAGGCAACCUUUUCAAAUAUCUGCCACACAGCUUUCUUCUACAAUCAUCAUGUUGUCUGGUGUGUAUAUUGACAAAAUUGCAGGUGUGGCUUAGGCAUGGAGGAUCUUCGAUCUCUUUCUCGGUACCUGAAUAAUCGGCUGCUUGCAGGCUGCUUGGAUACCAGCUUUCAAAGCCCUUCAUCCACUCCCACCAGUUAUCUUUCCAGG